AAUCACGCCAGGCCCAGGCCCAUCUGUCUUGUUUACUCUGCUAAGGAGAGGACGGGCCUCGGUGGCGACCAUUACCUCGACACCCGGCUAACAAAUGAGGCCCGGCUCGGCCGCCGCCGCCUCUGCUGCUGCCGCUGCUGGAAGACAGCCUGGAUUUUCUUUCUUUGUCCCCCAUUCCUGACACCCAGCGAAAGCACCCUCUGACUGCCAGAUAGCGCAGUGUUUUGGCCACGGUAACCAACACACACGUACAACCUCCUCCCCCUCCGUGCCCCUUCGCGGGGACACUGACUGCUCAUCCCCUUCCACUGUUGGGGCUGGGAUUGGGGGGCAGCAGGAAGGGGACAAGUGGAGGCGCGGGCGGCUUUGGCAACGCAAGAGCGGGCAGGGAAAUUGAGUCCAAGAAAAAAAAAGAGAGACCGGGAGACCCGGGAUGGCCUUCUUCUGGAAGGUCAAGCCAUUUCUGGCAGGGUGAGGGGCCAGUUGAGUUCUGAGCUGGGCACGAUCCUCUCGCCAAUCUAGACUUGUACACAGCGGAGACCUGCUCUCCUAGACUGAAGUUGAAUGUGAAACUAGGAAAUAAAAUGUCGCGCCCCUCCCAGUCUGGGAGAUAAUGUUACAGAGACCUCUCCCAUAGUUUUAUCAUUGUUGCAUUGAUUAUUAUUAUUAUUAUUAAUUAUUAUUAUUAUUUUAUGUCAUGUGCGUUCUAUUUUCUUCCUGACAUUCCAAACCAGGCCCCUUCCUAGUUCUGGGGCUGCCUGAGUCUAGAACCCUUCGUUGGCGUGAAAAUUUGUGUCCUGUACAGAGUGACAAUAGAAAUAAAUGUUUGGUUUCUUGUGACCAGCACAGCGUGUUUUUGUUGAAGCCUUGAUCUAAAAAUACAAAUGCCACCCAGCCUGUAUGUUAAGCACCCCAGUCCCAUUCGGCCUCACAUGUACGUGGUUGAGGGUUCCGAUGGGAAUUUCUAUCUCUGAGGACUCCAAAUUGUGGUAGUUGGUUUGUUUUCCUUUUGGGGUGGGUGUGUUCUGUCUGGGGCUUUAAAUUUUUUCCCUCCAGUCCAAAAAUGGAUUGAAAGGACUGGGAGGGCUGACUCCAAUCCCUAAUGGGGGGGGGGACUGUUUCAUUGUAGGACACAAGAGGCUUAAGUACGGCAAAGCCUUUCAUAUCGUGAUUUAUUUGUCAUAAGCAAAUAAAAUGCGGUUAAGCUGUCUCCUUCUAGACAGACGGCUCUUUGCUUAUUAAAGUUCCGAGAGAGGAUUCCGAGAGGCCGGCCUCUUUCCUCCUGCGUAAGAAGGUAUCGUUUUCCUCUGAGGUGUUUAAGGCUUUAAUGAGUCUAAUUUUUUGCACAGAUGUUUCUGGGUGUUUGCAGGUUUUCAGAGUAUUUUUAUAUUACAAAGGAGCUAGCCGGUGCCAUAGCUCAAACUCUGACAAGCAAAUAGAUAAUCAAGAAGACAAAUGGCCUCUUUUGUGAAGCCCUGCUCCUGUAUUAAUUUUCAUUUUCUUUCUCAUAGAAAGUAUCGAAAGUACGACUGGGGACCAAAUAGCUUUCUGUCUCGCAGUUCCCAGUCACCCCUAGAAUGGAGUGGGGGAAGGGGAAGGGGAUACGGGUGACCCUCAGAAGCUCUGUCAGGCUUGGGCCGCUUUUGUAGAGCACCCAAGAGAAGUUCUAAGGCCUUGGGGCUCCAGCCUGGGGUGUCUUGUUCUGUGGUGGCCCAGGGUAGAGCCACCCGCCUCCAAAAAGCUCGGGGCUCAGGAGAGCAUAUGCAAUUAAAAGUUGUUUUUCAGUCCCAUCUCCCUUCAGAAAAUAAAAAGAGUCAAUUCCUCCGCAUGUUUUAUUGUUAUUUCUUUUGUAUUCUUCCGGUUUGCAGCGCCCGCCCGGGAGUUUGAGGCAGGGUAGGGCCUUAGGACAGACGGGAUCGGUGUCCACAGCUCGGUGUGCACAGUUCGGGAAGGGGCGGUCGAACUGGCCGUUUAAAUGCUGUGAGGAGACUCAUAAAAAGUAGCCGGGACCUGGAGGAUGAGAGCGGCUAGCUUUGUUUGGGUCAAUCGCGGUGUGAUGUUUAGCUGCCAGGGGCUGUGGCCGCCCUUAGCAGAGGGGGAAAAAUACUUCUUAAAAGCAUAUGUCCCCCCCCCCAGGAAUGCCUCUAUAGAACCAAAUCAAAGCUGCUCCUUGGAAGCAAAUCUCCGCAGACCGGCUGUUGGGGGAAAAAAGUGUUAGCCGUCUCUCCCGGAUCUGCGAGGGGGAAAAAUUUGGAACCAUAAAGUUGAAAACUUUUUUCUCUCAGUUUGGAAGAAGCCCUUCAUCAUGAAUGGGAUGCAAGGAGUUCGGGUGAGAGGAGGCGAGAGACGGAAAGGUCAGACGCUCCGAACAGACCCCGGGAGGAGGGGGGCAGAGAGGGGAGGGGGGGUCCGGCGCCUCACGUGACCCCCAGGGGUGCCAAUGUCCGGUCGUGAGGGUAUCAGGCCCUUGCAAGUUGCCACGCACUGCCCGGGCCUCGCCCAGCGAUGCAGAAAGCCACCUACUACGACAACGCCGCGGCUGCACUCUUCGGAGGCUACUCGUACCCUGGCAGCAAUGGCUUCGGCUACGACGGUGCCCCCCAACCCCCUUUCCAGGCCGCCACGCACCUGGAGGGCGACUACCAGCGCUCAGCGUGCUCACUGCAGUCCCUGGGCAACGCCGCCCCGCAUGCCAAGAGCAAGGAGCUCAACGGCAGCUGCAUGAGGCCCGGCCUGGCCCCCGACCCCCUGCCCGCCCCACCCGGCUCACCCCCGCCCAGCGCCGCACCUACCAGUACCACUAGCAACAGCAGCAAUGGGGGCGGGCCCGGCAAAAGCGGCCCCCCCAAGUGCGGUCCCGGCUCCAACUCCACCCUCACCAAACAGAUAUUCCCCUGGAUGAAAGAGUCGAGGCAAACGUCCAAGCUGAAAAACAGUUCCCCCGGCACAGCGGAGGGCUGCGGCGGCGGCGGCGGCGGUGGCGGCGGAGGAGGCAGUGGUGGCAGCGGCGGGGGUGGCGGCGGGGGAGGGGACAAGAGCCCCCCGGGGUCGACGGCGUCCAAGCGGGCGCGGACGGCGUACACGAGCGCGCAGCUAGUGGAGCUGGAGAAGGAGUUCCACUUCAAUCGCUACCUGUGCCGGCCGCGCCGCGUGGAGAUGGCCAACCUGCUGAACCUCAGUGAGCGGCAGAUCAAGAUCUGGUUCCAGAACCGGCGCAUGAAGUACAAGAAGGACCAGAAGGCCAAGGGCCUGGCCUCGUCGUCCGGGGGCCCCUCCCCCGCCGGCAGCCCCCCGCAACCCAUGCAGUCCACCGCCGGCUUCAUGAACGCCUUACACUCCAUGACCCCCAGCUACGAAAGCCCGUCCCCGCCCACCUUCGGCAAAGCCCACCAGAAUGCCUACGCGCUGUCUUCCAACUACCAGCCCCCUCUCAAAGGCUGCGGCGCUCCGCAGAAGUACCCCCCGACCCCGGCGCCCGAUUAUGAGCCCCACGUCCUUCAAGCCAACGGGGGCGCCUACGGGACGCCCACUAUGCAGGGCAGCCCAGUGUACGUGGGCGGGGGCGGCUACGCGGAUCCGCUGCCGCCACCUGCCGGCCCCUCCCUCUACGGCCUCAACCACCUUUCCCACCACCCCUCUGGGAACCUGGACUAUAACGGGGCGCCCCCUAUGGCCCCCAGCCAGCACCACGGACCCUGCGACCCCCACCCCACGUACACAGACCUCUCCUCUCACCAUGCGCCUCCUCCUCAGGGUAGAAUCCAAGAAGCGCCCAAAUUAACACACCUGUGAUGGGAGAGGUUGGGUGGAGGGGCGAGGUCAUGGGGUGUGGGAGAGCCAGGAGGGGCAACCUGGAGAUCGGAGAGAGGAGGCAGGGAGGUGGCAGCCAUCCUUCCUGGGAAGAACGGGCCCAGAGCUGCCUCCCCUCCCCCUGGCCUGAGAGGUUGCUUUUUAAGUCCUCCAGCCCUGGUUCCAUCUGCCUGCCAACCCAUUAGAAAGGAAUCCACAGCAGAUUGGAGAUGACCCCAUCAAUCCUAGCCCUCCAGCAAUACCCAGUUGAAAUCCCACGCUCGGAGUGGCGUAGAGGAAGAAGAGUAGGGAAACAAGGCAGAGAAGCACAUUUUAAAAAACAAACAAGAUGGCUGGGCCAUCACUAACCAACCAACUUACCUUCCAUCUCUGUGGUAAUUCCCCAAAACCUUGAUUUUUUUUUCCUUGCAAUUCUCCUUUAAAAAAUAUUAGAAAAUACAUUUCAAAACCAAGGGCACAAAGCACGCUCUCCUUCCACUUCCCUGACGCCUCA
Hipposideros armiger (great roundleaf bat) is the source of this 4303-nucleotide messenger RNA. RefSeq names its product homeobox B3 (gene HOXB3). Gene Ontology annotation, cellular component: nucleus. The transcript is spliced from 4 exons. Gene Ontology annotation, biological process: embryonic skeletal system morphogenesis; anterior/posterior pattern specification; regulation of transcription by RNA polymerase II. The record is from RefSeq and is a predicted model, not a curated record. Bases 2506 to 3792 code for a protein of 428 amino acids. NCBI's taxonomy places the organism in Eukaryota, Metazoa, Chordata, Mammalia, Chiroptera, Hipposideridae. Gene Ontology annotation, molecular function: DNA-binding transcription factor activity, RNA polymerase II-specific; RNA polymerase II cis-regulatory region sequence-specific DNA binding.